Molecule: messenger RNA, 928 nt
Organism: Gigantopelta aegis
Lineage: Eukaryota; Metazoa; Mollusca; Gastropoda; Neomphalida; Peltospiridae
Product: thyroglobulin-like
Exons: 4
Coding region: 112-573 (153 amino acids)
Biological process (GO): cell-matrix adhesion
Cellular component (GO): basement membrane
Source: RefSeq, a predicted model, not a curated record
ACUGAUGGGCUGUAUAUAAAUAUAAAAAAAAAAAAAUAAGUGAGAAAGCGUACAACAAAACAGACGGCGACUUUUACCUUCAGCGUUCUGAAAGCAAAUCGUCAAAAGAAAAUGCAUUUUCCCCUGUUGAUAUGUUUGCUGCCGUUGUUGACCUUCGCAGAAAAAGCCUGUGACGAGGCUCACCAGGAAUACCAGACUGCCAUGGAGGACACGAGUACACCGCUGUUAGGAUUGGAGGAGCCGAGAUGUGACGAAAAUGGACAGUACGCAGACCGGAUAUGCCGCGGAACGGAUUGUUGGUGUGUGAGACCUAACGGCGAAGAAAUCCCCAGGUAUCACCAUCGUCGCUAUGAAGUGAACCAAAAAGCGAUGACCUGUGAAUGCGCUCGGCAGGCGGCUGCUUACAAGGCGACUGGACUAAUAGGUUUGACCUUCAGAUGCACAGAAUUGGGCGCCUUUGAGCCGGUCCAGUGCACGGGGUCUGUGUGUUACUGCGUUGACAGCAACGGUCAACGGGAUAGCAGCGCUAGCGCUCUUCCUAUUUGGGAAAAGCACAUAUUGCAAUGCAGUUAGUCGGUACUGCUGAACGCAACCAAGUAAAAAUGUUUCUUAAAGAUGGUACAAAACGCCAGUUUAUCAGUGAAAAUAAAAGUUGUUAAUUUAUGACGUCGGUGUCAUUAGAAAUAAAAAAGUAUCGUUUAAACAGGCUAUGCCAUAUACAUUGUAAUUUCAUGUUAAAAACAAAACAAACAAAACACAUCGACAUCAGCAGCAAAAAAAAAACCCUAGGUUCCGACGUUACAUAUAGGCCUAUAUAAUACGUUAACAGCUGAUUGUUUUAGUUGGACCAUAGCGAGUUACGGAGUGAUAGGCCUACAUGUAGACAGAUAGAGAAAAAUGAAUGAAUAAACGGAUGAAUGAAUAAAAA